GCCCGCGGCGCGGGGGAAAGUUGAGUUGGGAGAAGUUGGGAGCGGCGGGGGCGCGCCCCGAGGUGGGCACUGGGGAGUCGUCGGGAGCGCACAAAGGCGCCGCAGAAGGGGGAGAAACCCCAAGACCCCCGGGACACGAAGUCUAGAGCAAGCGGGUUAUGCCGCCGCCUUGUUGUCCUGAAAGCCGCAGCGACAGUGAAAAGGGCUAAGAUUUGGCCAUGACCAGCGCCCCCCGACGCCCGGCCUCGGGCGCAGAUUCCUUCCGAACUCCAGAGCCAGAGCGCUUGGGCCCCGCGGCCCCUGGCUUCCCCGAGCAGGAGGAAGACGAACUUCACCGGACCCUGGGUGUGGAGCGGUUCGAGGAGAUCCUUCAGGAGGCAGGGUCUCGAGGAGGGGAGGAGCCCAGCCGAAGCUAUGGGGAGGAAGACUUUGAAUACCACCGCCAGUCCUCCCACCAUAUCCAUCACCCGCUGUCCACCCACCUGCCUCCAGACACCCGCCGCCGCAAGACUCCCCAGGGCCCCGGACGGAAGCCUCGGAGGCGCCCUGGGGCCACCCCCACUGGGGAGACCCCCACCAUUGAGGAGGGGGAGGAAGAUGAGGAUGAGACCGGUGAGGCUGAGGGUGCCCGGGCCACCCAGCCGUCUCCUGCCUCCACUCCCUCUUCUGUGCAGUUCUUUCUUCAGGAGGAUGAAGUUACUGACAGGAAGGCAGAAAGGACCAGUCCCUCCCCCCCUCCGCCGCUGCCCCACCAGGAGGCAGCUCCCCAGGCCACCAAAGGGGCCCAGGCUGGAGCCGCCGUGGAGCAGGCAGUGGCCGUGGCCUGUGGCGCAGCGGGAGGUGACGAUGGUGGCGCCUCGGGGCGCCCCCUGAGCAAAGCGCAGCCCGGGCACCGCAGCUACAACCUGCAGGAGCGGAGGCGCAUCGGGAGCAUGACGGGGGUGGAGCAGGCCCUGUUGCCCCGCGUCCCCACGGACGAGAGCGAGGCCCAGACGCUGGCCACCGCGGACCUGGACCUCAUGAAGAGUCACCGGUUUGAGGAUGUCCCUGGGGUGCGGCGGCACCUGGUGCGGAAGAAUGCCAAAUCUGGGCAGAGUGGCCGGGAGGGACGAGAGCCUGGCCCCACGCCUCGGGCUCGGCCCCGGGUCCCCCACAAGCCCCACGAGGUGUUUGUGGAGCUGAAUGAGCUCCUGCUGGACAAAAACCAGGAGCCUCAGUGGCGAGAGACAGCGCGCUGGAUCAAAUUUGAAGAGGACGUGGAGGAGGAGACCGAGCGUUGGGGGAAGCCCCACGUGGCCUCCCUGUCUUUCCGCAGCCUCCUGGAGCUCCGCCGGACCCUGGCCCACGGGGCGGUGCUCUUGGACCUGGACCAGCAGACACUGCCCGGCGUGGCCCACCAGGUGGUGGAGCAGAUGGUCAUCUCCGACCAGAUCAAGGCCGAGGACAGAGCCAAUGUGCUGCGGGCCCUACUGCUGAAACACAGCCACCCGAGUGAUGAGAAGGAAUUCUCCUUCCCCCGGAAUAUCUCCGCCGGCUCCCUGGGCUCCCUGCUGGGGCAUCACCACGGCCAGGGGGCGGAGAGCGACCCCCACGUCACCGAGCCUCUCAUCGGCGGAGUUCCGGAGACCAGGCUGGAUGUGGAGCGAGAGCGCGAGCUGCCGCCCCCAGCCCCGCCGGCAGGCAUCACUCGCUCCAAGUCCAAGCACGAGCUGAAGCUGCUGGAGAAGAUCCCGGAGAACGCAGAGGCUACCGUGGUCCUUGUGGGCUGCGUGGAGUUCCUCUCCCGGCCCACCAUGGCUUUCGUGCGGCUGCGGGAGGCGGUGGAGCUGGACGCGGUGCUGGAGGUGCCCGUGCCCGUGCGCUUCCUCUUCCUGCUGCUGGGCCCGAGCAGCGCCAACAUGGACUACCACGAGAUCGGCCGCUCGAUCUCCACCCUCAUGUCCGACAAGCAAUUCCACGAGGCAGCCUACCUGGCGGACGAGAGGGAGGACCUGCUGACCGCCAUCAACGCCUUCCUGGACUGCAGCGUGGUGCUGCCACCCUCCGAGGUGCAGGGCGAGGAGCUGCUGCGGUCCGUCGCGCACUUCCAGCGCCAGAUGCUCAAGAAGCGGGAGGAGCAGGGCCGGCUGCUGCCCCCAGGGGCAGGGCUAGAGCCCAAGUCGGCCCAAGACAAGGCGCUCCUGCAGAUGGUAGAGGCAACGGGGGCAGUGGAAGACGAUCCCCUCCGGCGGACCGGCCGGCCCUUCGGGGGGCUGAUCCGCGACGUGCGGCGCCGCUACCCCCACUACCUGAGUGACUUCCGGGAUGCGCUCAACCCCCAGUGCCUGGCCGCGGUCAUCUUCAUCUACUUCGCAGCCCUGUCGCCGGCCAUCACUUUCGGGGGGCUGCUGGGAGAGAAGACGGAGAACCUCAUCGGGGUGUCGGAGCUGAUCGUGUCCACGGCGCUCCAGGGCAUGCUCUUUUGCCUGCUGGGCGCCCAGCCGCUGCUGGUGAUCGGCUUCUCGGGGCCCCUGCUGGUGUUCGAGGAGGCCUUCUUCUCGUUCUGCCAGCACAACGGGCUGGAGUACCUGGUGGGCCGGGUGUGGAUCGGCUUCUGGCUGGUGCUUCUGGCCCUGCUCAUGGUGGCCCUGGAGGGGAGCUUCCUGGUGCGUUUCGUUUCCCGUUUCACCCAGGAGAUCUUUGCCUUCCUCAUCUCUCUCAUCUUCAUCUACGAGACCUUCUACAAGUUGGUUAAGAUUUUCCAGGAACAUCCCCUCCAUGGCUGUUCUGUCGCCAACAACUCUGAGCCAGCCCGUGAUGAGGCAGAUGGUGGCGAGAAUACCACGUGGGCUGGGGCGAGGGCCACGCCAGGGCCGGGGAACAUGAGUGUGGCCGAGCCCCCUGUGCAGGGAAGGCCCCGGGGCCAGCCCAAUACGGCCCUGCUCUCCCUGGUGCUCAUGGCCGGCACCUUCUUCAUUGCCUUCUUCCUGCGCAAAUUCAAGAACAGCCGAUUCUUCCCUGGCCGGGUUCGGCGGGUGAUUGGGGACUUCGGGGUGCCUAUCGCGAUCCUCGUCAUGGUGCUUGUGGAUUACAGUAUCGAGGACACCUAUACCCAGAAGCUGAAUGUGCCCAGUGGAUUCUCCGUGACGGCCCCUGACAAGCGGGGCUGGGUCAUCAACCCUCUGGGCGAGAAAAGCGCCUUCCCCGUGUGGAUGAUGGUGGCCAGUCUGCUGCCUGCCCUCCUGGUCUUCAUCCUCAUCUUCAUGGAGACGCAAAUCACCACGCUGAUCAUCUCCAAGAAGGAGCGCAUGCUGCAGAAGGGCUCCGGCUUCCACCUGGACCUGCUGCUCAUUGUGGGCAUGGGCGGCAUCUGUGCCCUCUUCGGCCUGCCCUGGCUGGCUGCUGCCACUGUCCGCUCUGUCACACAUGCCAAUGCGCUCACCGUCAUGAGCAAGGCUGUGGCACCCGGGGACAAGCCCAAGAUCCAGGAGGUCAAGGAGCAGCGGGUGACAGGGCUGCUGGUUGCCCUGCUUGUGGGCCUCUCCAUCGUGAUCGGGGACCUGCUCCGGCAGAUACCCCUGGCCGUGCUCUUUGGGAUUUUCCUGUACAUGGGAGUCACCUCCCUGAACGGGAUCCAGUUCUACGAGCGGCUGCACCUGCUGCUCAUGCCUCCCAAGCACCACCCGGACGUCACCUAUGUCAAGAAGGUCCGGACCCUGCGGAUGCACCUAUUCACAGCCCUGCAGCUGCUCUGCCUGGCCCUGCUGUGGGCUGUCAUGUCCACAGCCGCCUCCCUGGCCUUCCCCUUCAUCCUCAUCCUCACAGUGCCGCUGCGCAUGGUGGUGCUCACCCGCAUCUUCACCGAGCGAGAGAUGAAAUGCCUGGAUGCCAACGAGGCGGAGCCUGUGUUCGACGAGAGGGAGGGCGUGGAUGAGUACAAUGAGAUGCCCAUGCCUGUGUAGCUGCUGCUGGCCGGACAGAGGGGACGGGCUGGGGGUGCCCUCCCAUCCCCUUCCCUCCUCAUUUUUAUUUAAGUGAAUAAUUUAAUGGCCCCUUCCCUCUACCCCCGCAGUAAAGCGCUUCUGCUCCCACCU
Molecule: messenger RNA, 4073 nt
Organism: Artibeus jamaicensis (Jamaican fruit-eating bat)
Lineage: Eukaryota; Metazoa; Chordata; Mammalia; Chiroptera; Phyllostomidae
Gene: SLC4A2
Product: solute carrier family 4 member 2
Exons: 23
Coding region: 219-3941 (1240 amino acids)
Biological process (GO): bicarbonate transport; transmembrane transport; regulation of intracellular pH
Cellular component (GO): basolateral plasma membrane; plasma membrane; apical plasma membrane
Molecular function (GO): monoatomic anion transmembrane transporter activity; solute:inorganic anion antiporter activity
Source: RefSeq, a predicted model, not a curated record